ACAGGGGCAGACCGUGCACGGUGGCCCGGCCCUUCCCGCGGGUCCUCGGGUAAAAGAAGAGGCUGGUUUCCGCGGCAGGGGCGGCGGGCCUGAGUCGGGCUGCGCAGCCUGCAGCCCCUGCCCGACGCGGGCCGCCACCCGCGGGCCGUUCCCGGUUGUUGGCCCCACGGGCUUGGAGCGGGCUCCUUCCCCGGCGCGCUGCGGCUGUCCUCGCCGCCCCGCGGGAGGAGCCGCGGGCCGCCGUGACGCGUCAGGGAGGAAACGCCAGCGCCUGGCGGCCCUGCCGGGAAGGAGGAAGCGCGAGCGCGCUCGACUCGGCGCCCGCGGCGCCGGGAGGCAGCACCGCUGAGCUGGGUUGCAUGAUGGAAUUUGAACAUUACUUCAAGAGGUUUCAUGUUUUGGAUUAGUUAAUUGUGCUCAUCCUCUGUUGAUUAUUUCUUCGGACUCAUUUUUUGGUUUUUUUGGUGUCCUUUUGAGUCAUUAAACACAAAGAAAUCAUAUCAUGGACUACAAAGAAAACUGCCCAAGUGUAAGCAUUCCCAGCUCUGAUGAACACAGAGAGAAAAAGAAGAGGUUUACUGUUUAUAAAGUUCUUGUCUCUGUGGGGAGGAGUGAAUGGUUUGUCUUCAGGAGAUAUGCAGAGUUUGACAAACUUUACAACACUUUGAAGAAGCAGUUUCCUGCUAUGGCCCUGAAGAUUCCUGCCAAGAGAAUAUUUGGUGAUAAUUUUGAUCCAGAUUUUAUUAAACAAAGGAGAGCAGGACUGAAUGAAUUCAUUCAGAACUUAGUUAGGUACCCAGAGCUUUACAACCAUCCAGAUGUCAGAGCAUUCCUUCAAAUGGAUAGCCCAAAACAUCAGUCAGAUCCAUCUGAAGAUGAGGAUGAAAGAAGUACUCAGAAGCUACACUCUACCUCACAGAACAUCAACCUGGGACCAACUGGAAAUCCUCAUGCUAAGCCAACUGACUUUGAUUUUUUAAAAGUUAUUGGAAAAGGCAGCUUUGGCAAGGUUCUUCUUGCAAAACGGAAAAUGGAUGGAAAAUUUUAUGCUGUCAAAGUAUUACAGAAAAAAAUAGUUCUCAACAGAAAAGAGCAAAAACAUAUUAUGGCCGAACGUAAUGUACUCUUGAAAAAUGUGAAACAUCCAUUUUUGGUUGGAUUACAUUAUUCUUUCCAAACAACCGAAAAACUUUAUUUUGUUCUGGAUUUUAUUAAUGGAGGGGAGCUGUUUUUUCACUUACAAAGAGAACGGUCCUUUCCCGAACACAGAGCAAGGUUUUAUGCUGCUGAAAUUGCCAGUGCAUUGGGUUACUUGCACUCCAUCAAAAUAGUGUACAGAGACUUAAAACCAGAAAAUAUUCUUUUGGAUUCAGUGGGACAUGUUGUCUUAACAGAUUUUGGGCUUUGUAAAGAAGGAAUUGCUAUUUCUGAUACUACCACCACUUUUUGUGGAACUCCAGAGUACCUUGCACCCGAAGUAAUCAGAAAACAGCCCUAUGACAACACUGUAGAUUGGUGGUGCCUUGGUGCUGUUCUGUAUGAAAUGCUGUAUGGAUUGCCUCCUUUUUACUGCCGAGAUGUUGCUGAAAUGUAUGAUAAUAUUCUUCACAAACCUCUAAGUUUGAGACCAGGAGUAAGCCUCACAGCCUGGUCCAUUCUGGAAGAACUCCUAGAAAAAGACAGACAAAAUCGACUUGGGGCCAAAGAAGACUUUCUUGAAAUUCAGAAUCAUCCUUUUUUUGAAUCACUCAGCUGGACUGACCUUGUACAAAAGAAGAUUCCACCACCAUUUAAUCCUAAUGUGGCUGGACCAGAUGAUAUUAGGAACUUUGACACAGCAUUUACAGAGGAAACAGUUCCAUAUUCCGUGUGUGUGUCUUCUGACUAUUCCAUAGUGAAUGCCAGCGUCCUGGAGGCUGAUGAUGCAUUUGUUGGUUUCUCAUAUGCACCUCCUUCAGAAGACUUAUUUUUGUGAACAGUUUGCUAUUCAGAAACUGUCAUGCAAAUACAAGACUACGGAUGGGACUGAGACUCCUAUUUUUGUGAAUAUAUUCAAAUAUGUAUAACAGUGCCUCAUUUUUACAUGUAAUGUUGAAAACUAUGAAAAAUGUAUUUUCUGCUGUAUGCAAGAAAAUAGGGCAUUUCAAAGAGCUGUUUUGGAUUAAAAUUUGUAUUCUUGUUUAUUAAGCUUAUUUUUAAACAGAAAAUUUAAAAACUGUUAUUCUUAGCAUUAACCUAUUUUUAAAGAGAACUUUUUUGCUAUUGACUGUUCUUUUUCCCUCUUAAGUUUACACUAACACCCAAGAUAGACUGUUUUUUAACAGUCUAUUUCAAUUCAUUUAACUUAUAUUAAUACCUUUGUAACUCUACUAUGAUUUUUAUUAUCAAAUCAGAACUAUGCAAUUGGUACUUGGUGUUUAAGAAGAAACCAUCUUUCCAUGAGAAACCACUAUUUGAAAUAAUUGGGUAAAAAUGUAAAAGCAUAAUUAACAUAUUGGCUGCUAGUUAAUACUAAAUAAUUGUUCAUUUUACAGACAAUAAAAUAAGAAACAAAGGGAAGUCAUUUGCUUUUGAAAUACCGGUUCAAAUUUGUGAAUUAUUUUUCAUCUACAGGAAAAUUAAAAAUUUAAUGGUUUGAAAUUUUAAGAAUUCCCAAAGAUCUGGAGGUUAAUAAAGUACUGCCAGAAUUUUUUUCUUAGGUGGUGCCAAAAAUGAAUGUCUCUGCAUCAUAUAUUUAUAUUACAAAUAUAUUCUAUUUAUGUUCCUUUUGGUUUUUUUUAAUGUUUAAUAUACUGUUAAAUCUAAAUCUUGGUAUUUACUUUUGCAAAUAGCUAUUUAAAAACUAUCUUCCUAUUUGGUUACAUAAAAAGAAAUGUGUAGCUCUCUAGAAUAUUUACCUGAUUGGGAAUUAGAGUAAAAUUACAAAUCUGGGUCAGUGUAAAUGAAUGUAGUUUAACUACACUGUAAUAAAAAUUAAAAGUAAUUCAGGCAGGUGCAUACUCACUAUCUUUUUAAAAAUUUUCUUUGGUGGUACUGGGGAUCAAACCAAGGGCCUCAUGCCCAGCACUGCUGUACCACUGAGCUACACCCCAAAUUCUCCAAUAUUUGUAUGUACCUUAGAAAAAAGUAAGGAAACUGACCUUAAAAUCAUAGCAUACUAGUAAUUUGUAUAUUUGUAAUGCUAAAAAUGAAUAGCUAUAGAAAAAACAAAAAAGAAUGCUUAACUUGGAAUUCUGGUUCUUAGAGUGGUGGAUUUUCAAGUCAUGUAGGAAGCAGUAUUGUGAGAGUUUAGUCACCCCUCAGUUUAGAUGUCUCUAAGAAUAAACUUCCCUUCCUUGCAUUCUUUUGAGAAAGAAAUCACAAAAGCAUUUCUCACCAAUACCCUUUGGCUCAUUGUUCAACAGAAUGGGGAAGGAGGAGAUGCUUUUGUUCAGUUAAUAAUAUUUGCAUUCAAUACACUGAAUCUUCCUUUAGAAGGUCAAUUUAAUAUCUACACUGUAAAUAUUUGGUUGGUUUGGCACUACUGUAAGUUCUGCUUUUACACAAAGCUCUUUGUGAUAAACCAAAACAAAAAUUGUAGUUUCUUGUAUGAUUUUUUAAAUUCAGAUGCUCUUUAAUUAAACUACCAAAAGUUAAAGUUCAAUAUUGUAUAUUUUAAAGAACAAAUUUAGAAUAGAAUUUUGUUUCUCAGAUCACAAGAAAUACAAAUUGACAUAGUAUAAUAAAAUUAGAAAAAAGAUUAAUGCCUGUCAUUAUUUGAAAUUAAAAUUGGAAAUGAUUACAACAGUCUUUACAAAUAUGUGGGAAAGAAAAUUAUAAACUUUUA
This is a messenger RNA of Sciurus carolinensis (gray squirrel), 3826 nucleotides long. It is a transcript of the gene Sgk3, whose product is annotated as serum/glucocorticoid regulated kinase family member 3. Lineage: Eukaryota; Metazoa; Chordata; Mammalia; Rodentia; Sciuridae. Gene Ontology annotation, biological process: protein phosphorylation. Gene Ontology annotation, molecular function: protein serine/threonine kinase activity; ATP binding; phosphatidylinositol binding. Bases 503 to 1975 code for a protein of 490 amino acids. The transcript has 17 exons. The record is from RefSeq and is a predicted model, not a curated record.